UUCCGCUUUCUGGCCCUGUGUGGGCACACAGGACAAUGCCGGAUGGCGGCACACUGCAUGCUCUCAGGUGCAGACCACUCGGGUGCGCGCGGAAAGUUAGCUGUCGGGUCAGCCCAGAGUCCACGACAGCAGGAGAUACUCCCACCGAUGCUCUCCUGGAGGUCUGCGGCGGCGCGAGAAUUUACUGCUCUCGCGAGAUUUUUGGGAUCCGGGCGCCACGCGGCGCAUGUAGUUCCCAAGGCAACUGGGCGGUGCCUGAGCAAGCGGGAAGGAGGUGUUGGUCGAGAUUUUGUCUGCUUGCCCGGGAGGCUUCUGGAGUGGUGGUCUGUGAGGUUCCAACCUCAGAGAGAGAUAACGGCCUCCCCUCUGGGCGGUGCCUUUGUCCCCGAGGGCCAUGGGCCGGAUCUCCGGGCUAGUGCCCUCUCGGUUCCUGACGCUCCUGGCGCAUCUAGUGGUCGUCAUCACCUUAUUCUGGUCCCGGGAAAGCAACAUCUUGGCCUGCCUGCCACUCAGGUUCACCUCCGAGGAGUAUGAGAAGCAGGAUAUUCAGCUGGUGGUAGCGCUCUCUAUCACCCUGGGCCUCUUUGCAGUGGAGCUGGCCGGUUUCCUCUCAGGAGUCUCCAUGUUCAACAGCACCCAGAGCCUCAUCUCCAUUGGGGCUCACUGUAGUGCAUCUGUGGCCCUAUCUUUUUUCAUAUUCGAGCGUUGGGAGUGCAGCACGUACUGGUACAUUUUUGCUUUCUGCAGACAGGGUCUUGUUCUGUCACCCAAACCGGAGGGCAGUGGAUCCCUCACAGCUCAUCACGGCGUGGAACCACUGGAUUCAAGUAGUCUUCCCACCUCAACCUCCCCACUAUACCUGGCUAAUUUUUCUGGGAUUUGUAGAGUGGUCUCUUAGUGUUGCUCAGGCUGACCUUGGGUUCCCAUCCUCCAGCAUUCUUCUCCUCUCCCCUUUACCCAACCCCCACCCCCAAGUGCUGGGAUUACAGGCGUGAGCCACUGUGCUGCUGUAGUUAAAGUAUUUUCAACUUCUUAUGGGUUUAUUGGAAUGUAACCCCAUCAUAAAUCACGUAUCUAUAUUUCUAGAUACCAUAAUUUAGUUAUUUGCUGUAUUAUAUUUGUUAUUUAAAAAUUUGAACAAGCAGGGCAGCACCUGUGGCUCAAGGACUAGGGUGCCGGUCCCAUAUGCCGGAGGUGGCGGGUUCAAACCUAGCCCUGGCCAAAAACCACAAAAAAAAAAAAAAUUUUUGAACAAGCAAAGAAUCAUCUUUGUAUCUUGGAUUUUCUAUAAAAUGAUCAUUUGUGUCAAUCAUAGGUGGUGUUGUAAAUGUUCUAUUGUUAAACCAUAUCACAGUGACAAGAAGGGCCACCUGCUCAUAUUACACAAACAUACAAAUUAUAAGAAUGUAAAGUUCGGGCGGCGCCUGUGGCUCAGUCGGUAAGGCAUCGGCCCCAUAUACCGAGGGUGGCGGGUUCAAAAGUUGGUAAGGUGUCGGCCCCAUAUACCGAGGGUGGCGGGUUCAAACCCAGCCCCAGCCAAACUGCAACCAAAAAAUAGCCAGGCGUUGUGGCGGGCGCCUGUAGUCCCAGCUACUCGGGAGGCUGAGGCAAGAGAAUCGCUUAAGCCCAGGAGUUGGAGGUUGCUGUGAGCUGUGUGAGGCCACGGCACUCUACCGAGGGCCAUAAAGUGAGACUCUGUCUCUACAAAAAAAAAAAAAAAGAAUGUAAAGUUCUAUCGUAUUACAGGAUGAAUAUUUUCAGGUUUGUUGUAUAUUGGGAAGAGUCUCUGUACAGUUUACAGCCCUGGAUGGUGGAGCCCAGGCCAUUCCAAAUAAGCAAAAAGCAUCCAAUGAGAUGCUUUUUUUUUUUGAGACAGAGUCUCACUAUGUCGUCCUGGGUAGAGUGCCAUGGAGUCACAGGUCACAGCAACUUCCAACUCUUGGGCUUAAGAGAUUCUCUUGCCUCAGCCUCCCAAGUAGCUGGGACUAUAGGUGCCCACCACAAUGCCAGGCUACUAAUGAGAUGCUUUCUAAUGAUCCCUUUCAGCUGAUGCCUCACAUACAUAAUGUUUUCCUCUGUUGCCUUUCAUGGCAGGCCUUCAUCCUUAGCAUUCAGUCAGUGAAUACUUAUUUAUAAACAUUUACUAUAUGCAAACACACUAUAAUAGGUACGGAAAGAAGAGAUGUGAAUAUGACCCAUAUCAGGUUUGGCCAUCACAGAUUUUUUUUUUUUUUAAAGAGAUAGAGUCUCACUUUGUCACCCUCAGUAGAGUGCUGUGGCAUCACAGCUCACAGCAACCUCCAAGUCCUGGGUUUAAGCGAUUCUCUUGCGUCAGCCUCCCAAGUAGCUGGGACUAUAGGCGCCUGUCACAACGCCUAGCUAUUUUUCAGAUUCUUUUUUUUUGAGACAGAGCCUCAAGCUGUCACCCUGGAUAGAGUGUCGUGGCAUCACAGCUCACAGCAACCUCUAGCUCCUGGGCUCAAGCGAUUCUCCUGCUUCCAUCUCCCAGGUAGCUGGGACUACGGGCGCCGAGCACAAUGCCCAGCUAUUUUUUGGUUGCAGCCAUCAUUGUUGUUUGGUGGGCCCAGGUUGAAUUUGAACCCGCCAGCUCAGAUGUAUGUGGCUGGCACCUUAGCCGCUUGAGCCACAAGUGCUGAACCCAUCACAAAUUCUUAAAAGAAACAAUUUCCAGUACUCCCAGGGUAAUUUGAUAGCAAAUUGUGGUAAGUGCUACAAAGGAGACAUAUGGAUGGAUACUCUGUAGUAGGGAUUAAUUUACCUGAAGUGGAAGGAGGAGUGUUGCUUCUACAAAAGCAGUUUGAGUCGGGUCCUAGAGUGUGGCUGGAGUAGAAAAGUAGGAUUGCAGAGUGUGGAGGAGGUGAAAAGGAUGGGCCAUACUGGCCAUGACUAGUGGCUUGAUCAGGAAGACCACAUCACAUUACAGUCAGCCUUUCAUGUGGACCCUGUGCAGUGUUUCUACCCACUCAGGAAAGGUUUUUCAGGAACUUUUGUGAGCCAGUUGUUAAACAUAGCUAUUAUUAAAAUUAAAUUAUGUAAACUUACAAUCAAGUAAGUUAUGUAUAUAAUCAAACAAAAUAAAUAACAAUACAAAAAAUAAUAUAAACCUUUUUUUUUUUGAGGCAGAGUCUCGCUAUGUUGCCUCAUGGUACAGUGCUGUGGGGUCACAGCUCACAGUAACCUUCAACUGUUGGGCUUAAGUGAUUCUCUUUCCUCAGCCUCCCAAGUAGCUGGGACUACAGGCGCCCGCCACAACGCCUAGCUAUUUUUUGGUUGUACUUGUAGUUGUUUGGCAGGCCCCGUUCAAACCUGCCAGUUCCACUGGUGCCCUAGCUGCUGAGCUACAGGUACCGAGACAAAUAAUACAAACUCUUUUUUUUUUUUGCAGUUGUUUUGGCCAGGGCUGGGUUUGAACCUGCCGCCUCCGGCAUAUGGGGCCAGCCCCCUACUCCUUUGAGCCACAGGCGCAGCCCCAAAUAAUACAAACUUUAAGACAGUACAGUAUAAUAACCGUUUACAUAGUAUUCAAAUUGUAUUAGGUAUUAUAAGUAAUCUAGAGAUGAUUUAAAGUAUGGGAAAAUUGCAUUGGCUAUAUGCAAAUACCCUGCCAUUUAUAUCAGUAUUUUUAUUUUUAUUUUUUGAGACAGAGUCUCACUUUGUCACCCAUGGUAGAGUGCCGUGGUGUGGCGUCAUAGUUCACAGCAACCUUAGACUCUUGGGCUCAAGCAAUCCUCUUGCCUUAGCCUCCUGAGUAGCUGGAACUGUAGGCACUCACAGUUAUUUUUUAGAGAUGGGGUCUCACUCUUGCUCAGGUUGGUUUUAAAUUUCUGAGCUCACUCAGUUUACCCUUGUUGGCUUCCCACAGUGCUAGGAUUACAGGCGUGAGCCACCAUUCCCAGCCUUAUGUUAGGAGCUUGAGCAUCAAUGGAUUUGGGUAUCCAAAGGGUUCCCUGAGGAUACUGAAGGAUAACUGUGUUAUUAUCUCUUUCCAAGUUGUUUAGUGACAAGUUCGUGAUUUGUAAUAGGCAUUGUUGGGAGUUUUUACAAUACAGAAGUAGAUAAGUGACAUAAAUCAGACUGUUGAUUGUCUAGACUUAAGAAAAUGAUGGCAAAAAUGUUAAUGCAGAUUAAAUUUAAGAGCUAUAAUUGUUACAUUGUGAAGAUCACAAAAAAAUUGAGAAAAUAUUCUCCCCAAAUUUGAAAACUAUUAUCAGAUUUGUCAGAGAAGUACCUCAGGUCAUUGAAAAACCAGUGAAGCUCAAUAUAUAUUUUCAUUGUUUCAUUUUUGUCUUACUCAUAAAUGUCAACAUAAAUAUCAACCAAGGACUGCUGCCUAGUGGCUCAUGCCUGUAGUCCCAGCUACUUGGGAUGUUGGGGGAUGAGGAGAAAUGUAAGAUGGGGUGGGUUGGGGUGAGGAGGAUCGCUCCCAGGGCUCCCAAGAGUCUGGGAGUUCAAGGCUGCAGCUACUAUGAUCAUAUCUGUGAAUAAGCACUACACUCUAGCCUGGGGAAGAUAACGAGACUACCUUGCUAUUAGAAUAUUUUUAUAGGCUUGGCACCUGUAGCUCAGCAGCUAGGGUGCCCGCCACAUACACUGGAGCUGGCAAACAACAAUGACAACUACAACAACAAAAUAGCGGGGCGUUGUGGCAGGUGCCUGUGGUCCCAGCUACUUGGGAGGCUGAGGCAAGAGAAUCGCUUAAGCCCAAGAGUUUGAGGUUACUGUGAGCUGUGACGCCACAGCACGGUACCCAGGGCAACAGCUUGAGACUCUGUCUCAAAACAAAAUAAAUAAAUACAAAA
Nycticebus coucang (slow loris) is the source of this 4820-nucleotide messenger RNA. RefSeq names its product transmembrane protein 107 (gene TMEM107). Gene Ontology annotation, cellular component: MKS complex. The transcript is spliced from 5 exons. Gene Ontology annotation, biological process: protein localization to ciliary transition zone; non-motile cilium assembly. Lineage: Eukaryota; Metazoa; Chordata; Mammalia; Primates; Lorisidae. The record is from RefSeq and is a predicted model, not a curated record. The coding region runs from base 395 to 898 and encodes 167 amino acids.